Oppia nitens is the source of this 1670-nucleotide messenger RNA. RefSeq names its product dual specificity protein phosphatase 1-like. Gene Ontology annotation, cellular component: nucleus; cytoplasm. Bases 213 to 1625 code for a protein of 470 amino acids. The record is from RefSeq and is a predicted model, not a curated record. Gene Ontology annotation, biological process: endoderm formation; negative regulation of MAPK cascade; protein dephosphorylation. The transcript has 4 exons. Gene Ontology annotation, molecular function: MAP kinase tyrosine/serine/threonine phosphatase activity; protein tyrosine/threonine phosphatase activity. NCBI's taxonomy places the organism in Eukaryota, Metazoa, Arthropoda, Arachnida, Sarcoptiformes, Oppiidae.
UAGCAAACAUUUCAUUCAUUGAAUGCUUUGUUGCAUUCAUUCAUUGAUUCAUUCAUAAGAUGACUCUCUUUACUAGUGAUUUAGUGUUUGUAGUGAAAAGUGUUUAUCAAUGAAUUGUAUUACAAUUAUUGAAUUGAUAUGAAAUGUAUGUUUGAUGACCAAUAAGGGUAUGCCUACUAUUGGUACGGAACAUACAAGUGUUAGUAUAAGUUAUGCCUAUAUGUAGAGCAUUGACAAGUGGUAAACAAUUGCACCAAUCAUUGUAUGGCCAGAAUCGGCAAUUGUCUAUUUCGACAAUGAUGUCGACCACUUUGAUUCCGAUUUCAUGUGACCACUUAAGACAACUUAUUGAACUAAUGCUUAGCAAUGAAGACACUCCAACCAAUGUCCUUAUUCUUGACUGCAGACCAUUUCUCAUUCAUAAUGACUCACAUAUUGCCAAAUCUAUUAAUAUUCACUGUCCGGCCAUCAUUAGACGAAGAACUGGUAAUCGAUUGCCAUUGAGAACAAUAAUACCGGACCAACAAAUCAGAGACAGACUUUUAGCUGACUUUUAUUAUCCAAUUGUUUUAUAUGAAGAGUCAGAUAUUGGUUGCGAUACAAUUGGCAAUUAUGUAUCUCAAUGUCUUCAACAUGAAGUUGGACUUAAAAAUGUUCACUUUCUUCAAGGUGGUUUUGUCACAUUUCAACAAUUAUUUCCAUAUUUUUGCACAAAAGGCUCAACAUUUUCUAAUCCUUUAAACACAUUGAGUUCGGUUAACAUUUCUAGUCGGAGUCCAGUUGGUACCCAUAGCCAUACCUGGCCUUUGAAGUCGACACCUAAAGGAGUGUUGACUCCACGGACUCCUAAAAAUAAUAAUCUUAGCGUUGAUGUGACGGCACCUCUAAGUUUUGGCAGCGAACAGGCAGAACCUGUUGAGAUACUUCCAUAUCUAUAUCUCGGCAGUGAAUAUCACGCUUCAUGUAAAGCAAUGCUUAAAAAUAUAGGAAUUACAGCUCUACUCAAUGUAUCGCAUACCUGUCCCAACCAUUUUCAGGAUUGCUUUAUAUAUAAAUCAAUUCCUAUUGAAGACUCAAAGAGUGAAGAUAUUAGUAUUUGGUUCAGUGAAGCCAUCGAUUUCAUAGAUUGUGUUCGUAAUUCAAAUGGCAAAGUGUUGAUCCAUUGUCACGCGGGUAUCAGUAGAUCAGCCACAAUAUGUAUGGCAUACCUGAUGGCAACCAAAAGGCUACGUAUGGAAGAGGCUUAUGAAUAUGUGAAAUCUCGUCGUAAAAUAAUAUCUCCAAACUUUAAUUUUAUGGGACAACUGCUUGGAUUUGAAACUCAAGUUUUUUCACCAAACAAUCCUUUAAGAGACCAAAAACAAGUUUUAAUGGAACCAUUGUCUCCAUUAUUAUCAAAAAUAGCCUCUUCAUCGACAUUUAUUUCCAGCAAACAGACAACUCCUUUAGCUAAGACUUGUAGAGGCAGUUCAGCGCCUUCUUCACCAUCAAGAAUAAGAAGUGACUGCGAAAGACUUGUGUUUGACUUCACGAAAGUGCCAUUCAAUGACAUUAAUCAGUCUAUUAGUCACUCCAAUACAUCACUUAAGUCUAGUCAAGUACUGGACAGUCCUAUUCUUAUGUAAACAAUUUGAUGCCAUUUUUCAUUGAUUUAAACAUAUAUAGCACCG